Molecule: messenger RNA, 4633 nt
Organism: Mya arenaria
Lineage: Eukaryota; Metazoa; Mollusca; Bivalvia; Myida; Myidae
Product: ras-related protein Rab-11B
Exons: 6
Coding region: 236-886 (216 amino acids)
Biological process (GO): exocytosis
Cellular component (GO): recycling endosome
Molecular function (GO): GTPase activity; GTP binding
Source: RefSeq, a predicted model, not a curated record
ACAUUUACCUUAAGGGGCGUCAGGUCCGCCAUCUUGUUUGCAUCUAAAUAAUUGUUGAUGUUUUGAUUUGUAUCCAUGAAGAAUCUUAGACAUCCUUGACGUCUACUGAUAUAUUUGGUGCUGUAAUUUAUCUCAAUCAGUUAUCGAGUGUUGACAUUUUGUCAUUUUUGUGCUUAAGUGAAAGAUUUGCUUCCAUUUAACGGUAUUUGACGUAUACCCCGGAAGCUAAGGAAAAAUGGGCACAAAAGAUGACGAAUACGAUUACUUAUUUAAAGUGGUGCUAAUUGGGGACAGUGGAGUUGGCAAGUCCAACCUUCUCUCGCGCUUCACCCGGAAUGAGUUUAACCUGGAGAGUAAGAGUACAAUCGGAGUGGAGUUUGCUACAAGGAGUAUACAGGUUGAUGGCAAGACCAUCAAGGCUCAGAUCUGGGAUACGGCAGGACAGGAGAGAUAUCGGGCCAUCACCAGCGCGUAUUACCGAGGGGCAGUUGGUGCUCUACUAGUCUAUGACAUUGCUAAACACCUUACAUACGAAAAUGUUGAACGAUGGUUGAAGGAGUUACGCGACCAUGCGGAUAACAACAUAGUGAUUAUGCUUGUUGGGAACAAGAGUGAUUUACGUCAUCUGCGAGCCGUGCCCACAGAUGAGGCAAAGGCGUAUGCUGAGAAGAAUACAUUAUCCUUCAUUGAGACGUCAGCGUUAGACUCAACAAAUGUGGAGACUGCCUUCCAGAAUAUUUUAACUGAGAUAUACAAAAUCGUGUCUCAGAAACAGAUCCGGGAUAACACGGAUGACGAUAAUUCCCCGUCUAAUAACGUUCAAACUAUUACAGUCGCACCAACAGACAAUAGCUCGGCUAAUAAGAAAGCAUGUUGUAAUUCCUAGAUGAUAGAUUUGAGGCACAAAUCAUGCAGGAGUUAGAGGAUUACUUCGCUCUCCUCAUUGUAACAGUGUAAAUGGGAAGAAGAAAACUACUGGACGCCAUUGUGAUGUCUUAAAUUUCAAAUAUGAAACGAAACUUGAACUUGCUCUCUUUUGUAUUUAAUAGUCUAAAUGAUUUAUAAAAAAGAAGAAAAUCAUUUUACAGACGUAGCUAUGAUAUGAUGUAAACUUGAGAAUACAUCUGGUACUUGUUAAACUAUUUAAGAAAAUUGAAUUUUGAUGUUUUAUCGUAAACGUUGUAAUAUGAAAAAUACUGGACACCAACGUGAUAUAUUAUGAUGAUAUGAACUUAAGUGUCAGGUAAUUGCAGAGGUCAAAAUUAGCACAAGCCUGCAAGUCCUUCACUGGUAUAUUGUUUUCCAGGGUUUAUCAAAUCCUUGAUUUUAUAGGGAAUGGCUUGUUGAAAAUAAUUGACGGCCCGUACAUGUGUAAGAAUUUGGGCUUGUACAUCCAAGUCUAAUUUUGAUGACUGUUAUUGCUAAACUUUGAUAAUAUAAGAUUUGACUUGUUUUUUUUAUGAUGUAAGAGAUGAAAUGAAACAAAAUAUAUCAAGUCUUCUUAUUAAUAUAUAUAUAUAUAUAUGUGAUGUUUAACAAGAAUGUGUUGGCUUUGGAACUGAUCAAAUUCCAUUACUUCUGAAUAUUGUUAAAACAUUUAGUUUUAGUUCUGUUUUUCUUUUUUCGAAAUUGUUCAGUAUAUUUAGUUGGUCAAGGUUUUCAAAGAUAUAUAUGUUGUGACACUCUUAAUUGAAUUCAAUACCACCAACAUUAGUGAUUCACCGGGAAGAGAAUUCAGUUGUGGAUAAAAUUAUCUUGUGAUUUAAGUUCAAAUAUUUUUUUGAUAAUUUUUCUUUUAUACAUGUUUAGAGAGAAAGAGACAACAUUUCAUAGAUAACAUUCAGUAUCAUAACAUAAUAUAUAAAAAAAAGGAUUAUUUUUUUGCAAUCAAUGAAUUAUUAAAGAUAUCACAUUUUUUUCACAACUAUACUACUAUUUAAAGUAAUUUCCAAGAAGAAAAUACCAUUUGAGUGACCAUUUGGCAAGAUUACAUAAGUAUUUUUUUUAGUAUUUUGAUUUUUUAUUUGGUGUCCGAUCUUUCAAAGGGAUAUUUUUGCUAGAUUUCAGAUCUACGUUUUGUGUUCUUGAAAGUGUUUUGUAUAUUAUUAUAUUUAUUUAACUUUUCACCAUUAAUGACAUGUUUAAUAAAUAAGAUGUUUAAAGCUGCAUUCUCAUAGAUUAUAACCGUUCAGACAACUUUUUUUUAUUUUUUUGUCUUGGAUUGAGCAAAUUUUUGCAUUAAUAUCUGGAAACCGGUGUUAUAAGACUGGUCACAACAGAUCAGAUUGCAGUGAUCAUAUUUACAUUUGAAAAUUUAUGUUUUCAGGCUAAAAGCAUUACUAAUUCUUUAAGAAAAAAUAGUUUUUCGACAGUUUUCCAAGCAAUUGAGAUGCGUUCGUUUGCGAGUUAUCUUGUAUGACUACUCAAUUUAAGGCAUUGAUGUUAAAAUCAGCUAAUUCUGAGACAAACAUUUAAAAAAAAGUCAAAAUUGUCAAUCUGUGAGAGUGAAGCUUUAAAUCAUGGAACAUUUUGUAAUUACUAAUAAUGCGUUGGGUUUUUCCGUGCAUAUACAUUCUAUGCUUAAAAUCAUUGUGUGGCAGAGUGUUAUAAUUGUUCACCCUGCCUUAAGGUAUUUGUCAAAUAAACUGCAGUGGUCGAAAUUAGCACAGGUCCGCAAGCCCUGUUCUGGGACGAUUCCUUUUCGGGCUUGCUCAAAUUAUGGAUUUGACAUAUCAGGGCUUCGUUAAAAGAUUCCAAGCACUAUCAUGAAAAUUCGGGCUUGUUUGUCGGAAAGUCUAAUUUCGUUGACUGCAACUGUGUUAACAUUAUUUCUAAGCAACAUUGUUAACAUUAUUUCUAAGCAACAUUGUUAACAUUAUUUCUAAGCAACAUUGUUAACAUUAUUUCUAAGCAAAAUUGUUGAGCUUGAUAACAUUGUAACUUUGUUAAGCUUUUUGUAUUUUCUGUGAUGAACUGCAAGUCAGAUGUUUAUAGAUUGUUGGGUACUGUAACAGUUUCACUUGUUGGGGCAUUAAUCUAAAUUUACGGUAAAUAAAAACUCCUGUCCCAAAAUGUAGAGCCUGUACGGUAUUUAUUCAUAUACAUGAAUAUACAUUUACUUUUUUGAGUGAUGAAAUUAUAAGAUAGUAGCUUGUCUGUGUUAAAAGUAUUAAUGACCUCCAUGUUUGGUAAAAGGAAGCUUUCAUUCAUAUGUAAUUAUAUUCCCUAUUAAACAACAACUUUCGAUCAUAAAAUGAAUUGAUAUGAAGCUAAAUUCAAUGACGACCGCCAUUGGUUUAUCAGUUACAUAUUUUUAUAUCAAGGUUGCUCUACGUCAUAUUAAUUGUACAUUUGAUUGGCUUUUUGGUGUACUGUAAAGUUGUCUAAAAUCCUGGCAAGUUUCAAUCAAAUAAUUGUAUAUACAAUAACUUUGUAACCAGCUACUUCAUUUUUUAAAGUGCUGAACAAUAAAUGUUCAAAAAAAACAGAAUAUUUAUUGUGCAUUCUGUUCGUAAGAUUGGGUACUUUCACUUAAUAUAUAUACACUAUUUUUUCAUAUUAAAGCAGUACAUUUCAAUGAUAAAAGCAUUAAGUCUAGCUCCCAUCUGCCCUGAUUGAACCAAGCAUUGGCACCCUUCUCAGUGGUAGAAAUAAGCGGAAGCCAGCAUCCAUAAUUUGAGCAAGCCCAAAAAGCAAUUUACCAGUGUCGGGCUUGCUCAAAUUCAUGAUCUUAUACAGCAGGGCUUUUUCAAAAAGUUGAUGCCAAGUAAUAGCAUAAGAAAUCAGGCUUGUUCAUGAAAGAGUCUAAUUUUGAUGACUGUCUUAAAAUAAUAAAAUGGUUUGAGACCAUUUUAGAUUUAUUUUGUUUUGAUUACAACUUCUUAUAUGAUUAUGAAUACAUAAAAAAUAUGUAUUUGGAAGUUGAAACUUUACUUUUACUUCCGUCAAACACAAUUCCUUACAUUUUCUCUAAUAUUCAUAAUGUUCCAAUUAUUUCCAGCUGGAUACAAUGUGCUCUUUUUCUUAGCACACUAAUGUCUUAAAGCUGCACUCUCACAGAUUGAAUGUUUUGACAACUUUUUAAUUUUUUGUGUUGGAAAGCGGUAAUUUUGGCUCAAAUCCAUGGGAACCAGUUAUAUAAGACUGCUGACAAAAAAAUUAGAUUGUAGAGUUUUAUAUUUAAGUUUAAAAAUUGAUGUUUUGUGCAUUUUCUACAACCAUUAGUAACGGUUCAAGCCAUAAACUUUAAUGUUUGAACGGAAAUAUGAAAAUCUGCGAUCUGAUCUUUUGUCAUCAAUCUUUUUUUACGUAGGUUUGCAGACAGUUGCGCAAAAAAUUGCUCUUUCCAAGGCAAAAAAUAAAAAAGUUGUUAAAAUGGUAUAUCUGUGAGAGUGCAGCUUUAAAACCUGGCUGACACCUGAUAAUUGAUGUCUUACAACUGCUCUCUGUUUUCAUAUAUCAUAUCAGAGUACCUGUUUAACAAUGCGGUAUAAAUAUUGACACGUUUAAAAGAGUGAAUAUGUGUCGCUUAUUGAGAAGCGUGGAAUAUGUGUACGUGUAAAUGUGUAUAUAUUAUGUGUAUAUGUUUGUGAAACUGUGAAUGUAAUUAUUAUUCCAUAAAAUUUGUCAAGCA